Messenger RNA from Dovyalis caffra, 1080 nucleotides. The record is from the annotation of a GenBank genome assembly. NCBI's taxonomy places the organism in Eukaryota, Viridiplantae, Streptophyta, Magnoliopsida, Malpighiales, Salicaceae.
AUGAAGAAUGAACAGCAACCUCGGUCUUUGUUUGGAAUUUCUCUUACCGAUAGACCAAGAUGGAAACAGUUCCUCAUAUGCUCUUCUGGGUUUUUCUUCGGCUAUCUUGUUAAUGGCAUAUGUGAGGAAUAUGUGUACAACAGGCUCCAGUUCAGCUAUGGCUGGUACUUCACAUUUGUUCAGAGCUUUGUGUAUGUUUUCUUGAUUUAUCUCCAAGGCUUUACUCCCAAACAAAUGGUGAAUCCAUGGAAGACUUAUGUCAAGCUAUCUGCAGUUCUCAUGGGUUCCCAUGGACUCACCAAAGGGUCUUUGGCUUUUCUUAAUUACCCUGCACAGAUCAUGUUUAAAUCCACCAAGGUUCUUCCAGUGAUGGUGAUGGGUGCAUUUAUACCGGGUUUGAGACGAAAAUAUCCAGCUCAUGAAUAUGUAUCUGCACUACUUUUAGUCGUGGGUUUGAUCCUUUUCACUCUAGCAGAUGCAAAAACUUCACCUAAUUUCAGCAUCAUCGGUGUUAUGAUGAUAUCCGGUGCUCUAAUCAUGGAUGCCUUUCUUGGUAACUUACAAGAAGCUAUCUUUACCUUGAGUCCUGAAACAACACAGAUGGAGAUGUUGUUUUGCUCGAGUGUGGUAGGACUCCCUUUCUUGGUCCCUCCCAUGGUUUUGACAGGUGAAUUAUUCAAGGCAUGGAAUUCAUGUUCGCAGCAUCCAUAUGUGUACGCUGUGUUAGUCUUUGAAGCCAUGGCUACAUUCAUAGGCCAAGUCUCAGUCCUUUCACUCAUUGCCCUUUUUGGUGCCGCCACCACAGCAAUGGUGACAACCGCAAGAAAGGCAGUAACAUUACUCCUAUCAUACUUGAUAUUCACAAAGCCAUUAACUGAACAGCAUGGGACUGGACUUUUGCUCAUAGCCAUGGGGAUUACAUUGAAGCUUUUGCCUGAUAAAAAUCCUUACAAGAGGAGCUCAACCUCAUCCACUCAGAAGCCUAAGAUUGAGAAACCCACUACAAAUUACGAAGAAGAGACAGUAUUUCAAUUAGAAAUUGAAGCUGAAGAAGAUGAAGAGAGGAGGCCACUGGUGUAG